Molecule: messenger RNA, 527 nt
Organism: Xenia sp. Carnegie-2017
Lineage: Eukaryota; Metazoa; Cnidaria; Anthozoa; Malacalcyonacea; Xeniidae
Exons: 2
Coding region: 10-465 (151 amino acids)
Cellular component (GO): extracellular matrix
Source: RefSeq, a predicted model, not a curated record
UUCGAUUUCAUGGGAGACUGUGAAUACGUGUUUGCAAAAGACUGUAGCAAAGACAAACUUUUUGAAGUCCGUACUAAAAACGUCAUUUGUGGAAAGAGUGCUACCUGUACAGAAUAUGUCAGCAUCAUUAUAGCUGGAAACUCAAUUUUGAUGACACGUCAGCGUGGUACAGCAGUUGUAAAUAGGGUUAGGCUGUCAAAGUUCCCAAUAAUCCGUCCCGGAUUCGAAAUCACCAAUCCCAGUAGGAGUUCGCUGAUUGUUAAAACCCACAUCGGAGUAUCAGUGAGUUGGAACUUUUGGAUGAAUGUAAAGGUGACAGUUUCUGGUAAAUACAAGGGAAAGUUUUCAACACAUCUCUAUGUGGCAACAACAAUGGUGAUAAAAAUGACGACAUUCACUACAGUAGAAAAUGUGCUCCACCACCAGCAGUAUGUAUUCCUGAUUCCAAAAAGAAAGCAGCGAUGAAUAAAUGUCACUUGAUGAGCGAUACUAGCUCUCCGUUCUACCGUGCAUGUAAUUGAUUUAGU